CGAACUGAUAACGUGAUAAGUUUGCAAUGUGCGAAUGUGAUGUGAAAUUUUUUUAGUGAAUCCGUGAAUCGUAAUGAAUAUUAUGAAUGGUAAAGUUGUAAAGUAAGAGAAUAGUUUUUGAGAUUUCUGAAUUUAUAAAGCAAGAGAAAUAACAAUGGAAAUGCACCAGGAUGAUGACGACUGUGUCAUUAAAGAGAUACCUGUUUAUUUAUGCAAAGAACUAGCUGAUAAACUGCAUUUAUUUCAAUUCCCAUGUAAACCUGCGGAUACUAAUUGUUCCAAAAACAUAUUGUCAAGCCGAAUCAAGCCAGAAAGUGGUAUAAUUGAACUGGAUAAUGGGUUGAAUACGGAAAGUGAAUUCUAUGAUCCAUAUGUUGGGGAAGAAUUAGCUGUCACUGAUUCUGCUAAACAGACCGCCAAAGAAAAACCAAAAAGCAGUAGUAAGCUUCUGGAUAGAAUCACAUUCCAAUCUCAGCGCAGUGUGUUAAAGAAAGAUAUCACUUGUUAUUCUAUUGCGACUAUCUACGAUGGAAAAUUUUGUAUUACACCUCUUCAUGAUGCAGUUAGUUUUUUACCCACUUAUGAGCACGUUGAAAAAAGCAAAAAAUCGAAAACUGGCAGUAAAUCUUUCAUAGAUGAUUCGUCAUCAUCUUCGGAGGGUGAGCCUGAUGAGGGUACAUCGGCGGUUCAAGUUACCGUAAAGUUUUCUCAGAAAAGAGAAAAAACUAAAAUCUCUCAAGAAUGGAGUCAUCAACAGCAUUUGAGCAAAGUAGCUGAAGAACCUUGGUGCGAAGCUGCUUAUUUAAACAGCACUAGUUCCACCGCAGCGAGAUUACUGGAAGGAUUAACGAACACGGUGUCGAGAAACAGAUCAGCUAUGUUGUCUUUAUCACAAAAACAAUAUUUAGAUGUACUUGUACCACCAGAUACGACUGAUUCGAUAGAAAGUACUUCAACAAAAUAAGUCUAAAUAGGGUUCAUCUUUCAGAUAAUUUUCGAGUAAUUCGUUUGGAGGAAUAUAACAGUAAUCAGCUCCAUAUGUUAUGCUUUCGUGUUCCUUGAACUCAUUUUCCUGUCUCAGAGAAUGCGUCUCGGGAGAAUAUUCCAAUUCAUAAACACCGGAGUACAUCGCUGCAGUCAAGAUGUGUUUGGCGUUAACAGGACUCCAUUUAAUCCGCCAAACUCCUCCUCCAACCCCGCAACUCGAUAAACUGUUUUUCAUUAUUCUAUCGUCCCAGAUUUUGAUUGUUUCGUCGUAGCUAAAGUAUAAAAAGAGACUCAUUUGAUUUAAUAUGUUUGAUAUUUAUAAUAAUAAAUUGAUGAAAAUUUUA
Molecule: messenger RNA, 1331 nt
Organism: Planococcus citri (citrus mealybug)
Lineage: Eukaryota; Metazoa; Arthropoda; Insecta; Hemiptera; Pseudococcidae
Gene: Polr3E
Product: RNA polymerase III subunit E
Exons: 7
Coding region: 155-964 (269 amino acids)
Biological process (GO): tRNA transcription by RNA polymerase III
Cellular component (GO): RNA polymerase III complex; nucleus
Source: RefSeq, a predicted model, not a curated record